Molecule: messenger RNA, 2193 nt
Organism: Alternaria alternata
Lineage: Eukaryota; Fungi; Ascomycota; Dothideomycetes; Pleosporales; Pleosporaceae
Product: anthranilate synthase-like protein component I
Exons: 10
Coding region: 96-1715 (539 amino acids)
Biological process (GO): L-tryptophan biosynthetic process
Molecular function (GO): anthranilate synthase activity
Source: RefSeq, a predicted model, not a curated record
GGCUUCAAUACAUUGCGACGACUCUGUGACUCUCAUUCUGCCUCCUCUCUGUCCAUAAAGCAGUGCUGUAGAGAUACGCUCCAUACUCCGCAAACAUGGCGCCACAGCUGGGCGUUCAGCCAUCGCUUGACACCAUUCGAGAGGUAUUGGCUGCAGCAGUCAAGUCGCCCAACCCACCAAACCUCGUACCCGUAUUCUCCUCGAUUCCCGCCGAGUUCUUGACUGCCUCCAGCAUAUACCUGAAGAUAUCCGCAAAAUCAGAGUCAAAACUCUCGUUCCUUUUCGAGAGCGCUGCAACAACCGAGACCAUAGGCCGGUACAGCUUCAUUGGCGCAGACCCUCGCAAAGUCAUCAAGACCGGUACCGGCCAUGGCGAAGAGACCGACCCACUACCCCUCCUCGAGAAGGAGCUUGCGAAGAGCCGCGUCGCGACCGUACCCUCAAUACAACUACCGCCCAUGACCGGCGGUGCUGUCGGAUAUGUUGGCUAUGAUUGCGUCAAAUACUUCGAGCCCAAGACAAGGAGAGAUGAUAUGAAGGACGUGUUGGGCGUACCGGAGAGCUUCUUCAUGCUCUACGAUACACUGGUGGCUCUGGACCAUUUCGCACAGGUUGUAAAGGUCAUAACAUACGUCAAGGUACCAGACAGCAUGGACGACUUGGAACAAGCGUACGAGGAAGCGAAGAGUACGCUAAACAAAUACGUGACAAUACUCAAAGGCAAGGACAUUCCGCUACCAGAACAAGGGCCUAUUCAGCUUGGUAACCAAUACACGUCCAACAUUGGACAGGACGGGUAUGAGAACCAUGUCAAGGAACUGAAGAAGCAUAUCAGCGUUGGCGACAUCAUCCAGGCGGUACCAUCUCAACGGUUUGCAAGACCGACAUCAUUGCAUCCUUUCAACGUAUACCGGAACCUGCGAAACGUCAACCCGUCGCCGUACCUAUUCUAUGUCGAUUGUGACGAUUUCCAAAUAGUGGGGGCAAGUCCCGAGCUGCUGGUAAAAGAGGAGCAGGGUCGCAUCAUCACUCAUCCCAUUGCUGGCACCGUCAAGCGGGGCAAGACACUGCAAGAAGACGCAGCGCUCGCGGAAGAAUUGUCCAACUCUCUCAAGGAUCGGGCCGAACAUGUCAUGUUGGUCGACUUGGCUCGCAAUGACGUCAAUCGCGUAUGCGACCCACUUUCGACACGAGUUGACAAGCUAAUGGUAGUCCAAAAGUUUUCACACGUGCAGCACCUGGUCUCGGAGGUCUCAGGGGUGUUGCGACCUGGCAAGACGCGAUUCGACGCGUUCCGCUCAAUCUUCCCCGCCGGAACGGUGAGCGGUGCGCCCAAGGUGCGCGCCAUGGAGCUCAUUGCCGAGCUUGAGCGGGAAAAGCGCGGUGUGUAUGCUGGCGCGGUGGGAUACUUUGGCUACGGCUCUAUUGAUGGCGACAAGGAGAUUGAAGGUGCCAUGGACACAUGCAUUGCACUAAGAACCAUGCUUGUCAAAGACGGCAUCGCGUAUCUCCAAGCAGGGGGCGGCAUAGUUUUUGAUUCGGACCCUUACGACGAGUGGAUGGAGACGAUCAAUAAGUUAGGCGCGAACACGCACUGCAUCACUUCAGCUGAAGAGAAGCAUCUGGCCGAGCAGCAGGACAGCGCCGACGAUGGCGAAAAGAACGCGUCGACGCUCGAGGGCGAUGCAAAGACGCGCAUUUCUCUUGCGGCUUGAUUGUCAGACUGCUGCGCCAUGCGCCACGAUUGAUAUCUGCCGUAGGGUGGUUGGUGAUUGGCAGCGAUUGGUACGUCUUGACCCGGUGAAAGCGAUCUAUGGGCCUGGAUCUCACAAGCUCCCCUGCCACUCGUGGGGAAGCGAGAUUCAUGGGUUCGCGGUAGAGUUAUGAAACUGAAAUGAGAGGGCGGGUAUGCAUUACUGGCGGCAGACGCUACCACGACGUCACGAGCGAGUGGUGGUGCUUGAAUACAAACAAGAUUUGAUUAAUUUUGCAGCCCGUCACACCAGCGCAAGGGGACAUGUAGACGGCUUGAUGCUGUGUGAAAAGCGUGCCUGUGUGCGCCGGUGAGGAGCCAUGACGAGUGUGACGGAGCAGAUACCACCGUCUGUGCGAUUUGCAACGACAAACUGGUUCGACAUGUGAGUUGUACAUGCAGGUUCGGAUAUCGGCCGCUUGGGCGUGGUUGGCAUGGCU